Molecule: messenger RNA, 723 nt
Organism: Cordyceps fumosorosea ARSEF 2679
Lineage: Eukaryota; Fungi; Ascomycota; Sordariomycetes; Hypocreales; Cordycipitaceae
Exons: 3
Coding region: 1-723 (240 amino acids)
Source: RefSeq, a predicted model, not a curated record
AUGGCCAGUCAAGCGGAAAGCCAAGGGGCGAAAUUCUUUGGAAAAGAUAACCCUUUUGAACUACGAGUACUCGAAAACAAUGCCGCUUCAGCCACGGAUGACGAUCUACUCAAGGCUGCGGAAUACCUUGAAAGUAUUUUCGGAGACUCACACGCAUGGUGUGGUGGCUGGGCCAUGAGAUUGCGAGGGUCUGAGCGACACACAGAAGAUUUGGACAUUGUGAUACAAGCUCCUUCUACUGCAAACAUUUGGGAGAAACUUAGGCCGCACAGCAGGAUCACCCUAUACUAUCAUAAACAGAUUCUCGAAGAAGGUGGUGACCAGUUCAAGAUAUUUGUGGAUUCGCACGACAAGCAACUUGUCUGCGUCGAUGUCAUUUUGGCAGGGCGGCUUGAGACGCCUACGCUUGAGACGCAAGACGUCGUGGAAGUAGUCACUCCAGCGGAGACGCUGACUGGGGCGGAGGGCAAGAAGCGAGUCAUGUCUUUGCGCUGGCAAGUCCGCCAAAAGCUUCAUGCGAUAGCUACUCGCCGUAAAGAUACGGACUGCACGGACUUGGUUUGGCUGAUCGAAACGUAUCGCACCGAAAUUGGCGGCUGGAUCCAGGACGAAGUCAAGGAUAGGCGCGAAACCUUUUUCCGAUGGUUUUAUGACAAUGAGAUGGAUGAUGACGAAGUGGAUGCGAUGAAACAGUAUUUAGGCUUGGAGGGCGACCAGCGCUGA